Dreissena polymorpha is the source of this 7475-nucleotide messenger RNA. RefSeq lists its product as uncharacterized. Bases 85 to 1026 code for a protein of 313 amino acids. The record is from RefSeq and is a predicted model, not a curated record. Lineage: Eukaryota; Metazoa; Mollusca; Bivalvia; Myida; Dreissenidae. The transcript is spliced from 9 exons.
UAAACUUGACUGAAAAAAAUCAAACGUGCACGACUACAUGGGCGCAGCCAUCUUGGACUGACCGGUGUCAAUGUAAAUAAGUAUAUGGACAAUUUUUCCACAACACUGAAGAUGCAAUAUGAUAUUUUACUUGUAACCCAGAUUUUCGUUCUCGUAUUGCCAGCUGUGUGCUCAGAAUGUGAAAGGUCCAAGUGCAGAACUGUUCGGGAUGUAAUACAGAAGGAGCUGUUGCCCCACUACAGAUCCCUUGGAGUCCCUGUGCCGAACAAGUGCCCAUUCCUGAAGGAGCGGGACCGUUACCUUGCCAACGAAGAGCAUAAGGAGAGGGAGUCUUCCUCAAAGUGGGUGUGCGGAUACUGCGGCAAGGCCUUCAUUGGAGAGGUCUACCUUGACAACCACUUCAACAAACGCCACCCAGAGACUGUCUAUCAGGGAGACAACUCAGUGUGUCUAGCUGACCAGUGUGAGGUGUUCAGAUGCGAUGUAUUGACAGGGGUCGCCAAACCUACAUUCUGGGAUGUUUCUCUUUGUAUGGAGGAAGAUAUGCAGGACCUCACUGACGACUGCUUGGAGCUCAUGGAUCUGUGCAUUCCAGAAACAUUGCAAUGGAAUGCUUCAAGGGCAUUAAAAGGACUGCUAGCGAAGUCUGUAUGCUCAUUUUUAACAUGCAAAAAGUAUUUUGAAGCCCCUGAAAAUAUAAAAAGCGAGGACGAUGGGCCUCUGAGUAUAUCCUAUGUGGUAUUGACAAUCUUCCUUGCCAUUAUAUUCAUCUUGUACUAUUGCGUGGCAGUCAAUUACUUUUGGUUCGACACAUUUUCUGAUUUGCAUGACGAUGAAAGGCGACCCCUGGUCAAUCCACAAGGAUAUGAAUCGCUGUUUAAAGACGAAACCGUGGAUCUGAAGGUACGCGUUAUGACCAGAAACCCCAAAAAGUCACCGGUGUCUUCUGAUGUGGCUGAAGAUGAAGACAUCUUCAACAUUCAUGGAGGACUUGAGUCUUCCCUUAUGUUUGCUGAGGAUAGCUAGUUGUCACUUUUCUGAUGUUAAAGGUGUGAUACAUUCCUAUUUAUAGUGUCUUUGUUUACUGCAUGGACUAACGAUGUAAUUAUUUUUGUUAGCCAUGACCACUUGUAAUUGUCUUGCAUUACAGUGAUUUUGCCAUGGUAUGUAACACUUCCAUCCAAUUUAGUUACUUGUUUGUUCUAUGGUAUGCAACAUUUUCAUCUUAUGAAUCUACUUGUGAAGGAAAUAAUAAAAACAAUUGGUGUACUUUUGUCUUUUGUAUACGUAUAAUUUUAGUACAAGAGCGAAAGUUGUUUAAUUUUGAACGUUCGCAAUUGAAAUUGUUCAGUGCAUUUUAUUUUUAAUGAAAUAAACAAAUCCUGGCCCAGUGUCUUUAACCAAUCUGACAUUGAUAUUUAAUGGCUAUGAUAUGGAUUCGUGUGUCAUUGAUUUUGAAUCUGGUUGUCACAAACACAAAAUAAAUGUCAAAAAUGAAAAUCGAUGUGAACAACUAAAAUAUAUUUUGAAUGUCUCAUAGCAAGUCAUAUCAAAUAAAUAUCAUGAGCAUAAAUUUCUGGUGCCACUGUAGAAAAUAUCUAUGUCACUUGAAAUAAAUGUUUUGAUUUCAAGUAGAAUUAAUUUUCAAUCUCGGUGAAAAGUUUUGUGAACCCAAGGCCUGCUUGUUAUGCCCCCUUCGAAGAAGGUAUAUUGUUUUGCUGGAUGUCUUUCUGUCCGUCAGCAGACCAGUUCAUUUUCGAUCAAUAACUCGUGAUUGAAAUGACCAAUUGGCUUGAUACUCCAUAUGUGCAUUGGCCUUGCACAGUACAUGACACCUAUUGGAAAUUGGGUCAAAGGUCAAGGUCACUAUCACAAAAUGUGUGAAAAUUGUUUUUGAUCAAUAAUAAUCAAAGAAUUGACCCAUUGGCAUGACACUUCACAUGUGCAUUGGUCAUGGACAGUAGAUGACUCUAUUGGAAUUGGUGUCACUAGGUCAAAUGUCAAGGUCACUGUCACACUGAAUUGUGAAAUUUUUAUGCCCCCCUUCGAAGAAGAGGGGGUAUUUUGCUUUGCACAUGUCGGUCGGUCGGUCGGUCCGUCCAACAGGUGGUUUCCGGAUGAUAACUCAAGAACGCUUGGGCCUAGGAUCAUGAAACUUCAUAGGUACAUUGAUCAUGACUCGCAGAUGACCCCUAUUGAUUUUGAGGUCACUAGGUCAAGGUCACGGUGACCCGAAAUAGUCAAAUGGUUUUCGGAUGAUAACUCAAGAACGCUUAGGCCUAGGAUCAUGAAACUUGAUAGGUAGAUUGAUCAUGACUCGCAGAUGACCCCUAUAGAUUUUCAGGUCACUAGGUCAAAGGUCAAGGUCACAGUGACCCAAAAUAGUAAAAUGGUUUCUGGAUGAUAACUCAAGAACGCUUAGGCCUAGGAUCAUGAAACUUGAUAGGUAGAUUGAUCAUGACUCGCAGGUGACCCCUGUUGAUUUUCAGGUCACUAGGUCAAAGGUCAAGGUCACAGUGACCCGAAAUAGUAAAAUGGUUUUCGGAUAAUAACUCAAGAACGCUUAUGCCUAGGAUCAUGAAACUUCGUAGGUAGAUUGAUAAUGGCUGGCAGAUGACCCCUAUUGAUUGUCAGGUCACUAGGUCAAAGGUCAAGGUCACGGUGACCCCAAAUAGUAAAAUGGUUUCCGAAUGAUUACUCAAGAACGCUUAUGCCUAGGAUCAUGAAACUUCAUAGGUACAUUGAUCAUGACUCGCAGAUGACCCCUAUUGAUUUUCAGGUCACAAGGUCGAAGGUCAAGGUCAUGGUGACCCAAAAUAAUAAAAUGGUUUCCGGGUGAUAACUCAAGAACGCUUAUGCCUAGGAUCAUGAAACUUGAUAGGUAGAUUGAUUAUGACUCGCAGUUGACCCCUAUUGAUUUUCAGGUCAGUAUAUCAAAGGUCACGGUGACCUGAAAUAGUAAAAUGGUUUCCGUAUGAUAACUCAAGAACGCUAAUGGCUGCGAUCAUGAAACUUAAUAGGUACAUUGAUCAUGACUUGCAGAUGACCCCUAUUGAUUUUGAGGUCACUAGGUCAAAGGUCAAGGUCAUGGUGACCCGAAAUAGUAAAAUGGUUUCCGGAUGAUAACUCAAGAACGCUUAUGCCUAGGAUCAUGAAACUUCAUAGGUACAUUGAUAAUGACUCGCAGAUGACCCCUAUCGAUUUUGAGGUCACUAGGUCAAAGGUCAAGUUCACGGUGACCCAAAAUAGUAAAACGGUUUCUGGAUGAUAACUGAAGAACGCUUAUUCCUAGGAUCAGGAAACUUGAUAGGUAGAUUGAUCAUGACUCGCAGAUGACCCCUAUUGAUUUUCAGGUCACUAGAUCAAAGGUCAAGGUCACGGUGACCCAAAAUAGUAAAAUGGUGUCCGGAUUAUAACUCAAGAACGCUUAUGGCUAGGAUCAUGAAACUUAUUUGUACAUUGAUCAUGACUGGCAGAUGACCCCUAUUGAUUUUGAGGUCACUAGGUCAAAGGUCAAGGUCACAGUGACAAAAAACAUAUUCACACAAUGGCUGUCACUACAACGGAGAGCCCAUAUGGGGGGCAUGCAUGUUUUACAAACAGCCCUUGUAAAUGUUUUUAUUCAUUGUCAAGAAAUAAAUAAUGCCUUAGAAGAUGCUGCAUAUUUUUGUGCAAAAUACUGUUUGGCGUUACUUUUAUUUAUUGAUUUACACAUUCGGUGUAAACAAAUUGUCGCCUCUUUUUUGUGCGUGCUUGGAAUGUGUUAGCUCCGCUCAUAAAUAAUUUGAUAAACGUAUGUAGGAUUCAUGACUUAAUUUAUACUAAAGAAUGCUCCUUUCGUGUUAGUUUUAUUUAAAUAUGUUAUGUGACUUAAGCAGGGCCUGCUCUGCCAUUCACCAAGUAAGCAAAUGGCUACAAAUUAGAAAAUUUGGCAUAAGAAAACUUUUUAUUCAUAAAACUGGUAAAACUAAUCAAAUAUGACAAAAUUCUGUGUUCUACUGUAAAUUUAGCUGAAGAAAAUUUUGAGCCAGGGAGAACCCUGCUUAAGGUUACAGCUAGUUUAUUUAACAGUAAUUUGUUCUUGUUCUAGCAAGGUGCAACAAGAACACUAAUAAACUCACAGCUUUAUAAACAAUAUUUAUUGUUAAAAUAUUUGAAAUCUUUGUAUUCAAACUGUAAUGCAUUAUCUUCAAUAGUGUUAUAAUGGGUGUUCGUUUCAAUUGAGCAAUGAAAAGAACACCUCUGCAAUAUUUUACUUGGAUGGUUUAUGGAUGGACAAACUUUCAAAUUCAUUAUGGUCUGAAUCACAUUUGACAUGUGCACCGCACACGAAUCCCCUAACUACUCCAUCUUAGUCUUCAUCUGAGCUCUAUUUAAGUUUAGACAAAGUUUUAGACUAAUUAGGUUUGUAGUUAUGGUGCAUUCUGUUCAAAGCUUUUGAUUAAAUUCAAAACCUUUUUUUUUGUUUACUUAGUUUCAUUAUGUGUCAUGUAUAAUAAUAUUUCAUUUAAGUUCAAACUGUGAUUUAUUUAAUUGUUUAGGACUAAAGUUGGAUUUUAGGGCUCAUUGAUGUUUUCCAAUUUUUCAUAUUCGACUGUUCAUGUAGAACUCCAUGUUUCUUAACUAUUUAUUAGUAUUGCAAUGUGUUCAAAAUUGUGUGUUCAACAGUAAGUAUAUGUUUUAGUGAAUAAGAAUACAUUCACAUAUAUUGUUAUUGUCAGUUCCUUAAAAUAUGUGAAACUCUUUAAGGAUCCAAGGUAGAUUUUCAUCUCAGGAUGAUGUAUGGACUGUUAAAGGAGUAUUUCAGAUGUACUGUCCAUACAAAGUUUAACUUGCAGUUUACCUAAGCAGUAAUUCUCCUUUUUAUUCAAAGUCAUAAUCAAAUUUGAUAUGAAUAACUUAUCGUACAAUAAUAGUUUUGACAACGUUCUGACCCUAUAUUUUUCAGUUUCAUUGCCGUGUAGUAUACUUAUAUAUGAUGAGGGUAUUAUAGUUCACUUUUGUUUUGCUGCAUAAUGUAAUCAUGAUCGUCUGUUUUUUUCAUAAGUAUUAAAAUGUUAUUCAGAGUUGAUAUCUAGGUUAGCUGUGUGCUUGAAAUUUAGUUCCAAAUAAAUAAAUAAAAACAGAAAUUAAAGGGAUUGUAUUCUUCAAAUGUUCUCCUUUUUUAGCCUCCCUAUGGUUAUUGAAAGUACUUUCAUAUAGAUUGUAAUACUGGAAAACUGGAUUUGUUUUAUUUUCGCAAAUAUUAAUGAUUUUGUUUCGCGUUCAAAACAAGCACAAAUCAACAUGUCUUUGAUCUUACAAUCGAUAUGUGCUAGUGUCAUGUGUCUGCCCAAUCAUGUGUUUUAGGGUAACAAGUUUAAAUUUGUUAUGAUCAAUGUUAUCAUGAACAGGUGCAUAUGAUGUGUUAAAACAGUCUUUUGUGAAUGGACUUUUCUGUUUUUCAAGCUAAGUCUUCUGGUAAUGACAUGCAAAUUGCAACACUAUUUUGUUAUGAAAUGUAUAUAUUAAAUUAUAAGAAUGUUCGAAUUUAGGCCAAGGUAACAAGGUCUUUUUAAAUUCACAUCCUAAUGUUGACGCGAAUGCCAGAUUAAGCAAAUACAUUAAAAUGGCCUUUUUUAGAGUAAACUUGCACAUUCAAGCUCAUGAAAUCUAAUGAAACCUGUUUUCUUCCUUCAUAAACUAAUGAAGACAGCGCAGGGUUAACAUUUGAUCUGGUUCAUGUCGGUUUGUUGUCUGUUUUUCUCUGUCACUGGCUGCCCAAGUAAAACACCAAACAUAGUUCAAAUACCAAUUAUAAAUGGUUUUAUACGCAAGUUAAAAAUAGGUGAUUGUACCUCCAUUGGCAUAUGAAAACUCAUGAGCAAAUCAAAGCUAAAUAAAAGAACAAAUAUCUAUACAGUGUAUUUUCAAGGUCAAUGCACGUAGUUGCCUAUUGUGAUGAUUUGAAACUAGUGCAUACUGAGGUCUUGUGGCUGUAAGAGCUAUUCUGUGUUAAACCAACUAUUGUUUUAUUGCCUAGAUGAAUGUUGUUCUCUUUUAAAGAAGACACUCAUAACAUUUAGCAUGAUAAAUAUAUACUUGUGAUAGAUAUUAAAUUGUCGCAACAUUUUAAAGGGGCUUGUUCAUAUAUAUGAGUUAUCAGUUGCCAUUAUGAUGUGUGUCUUAACUUGAGAGAUCUAAGCAUCAUGUUUAAUCACUGUGUGAACAGGUCCCUUUAUGAUGGCAUUUACAUGUAUAUUUGAAGUAGACUGAAGUUUAAGUGUUUGUUUAGUGUUAUAAAACACGUUCAAUUAAUUGUUAUGCUCCCCAAAAAUUUAUUUUGGGGGGAGCAUAUAGUCGCCGCUUCGUCUGUCCAUGUGUGCAUCUGUCUGUCCGUGCACAAUUUUUGUCCGGGCUAUUUCUCAGCAACUAAUGACCGGAAUUCAAUGAAACUUUAUGGGAAGCCUCAUUACCAAGAGGAGAUGUGCAUAUUAUCAGCCAGUUCUGGUCGGAUGAUUUUUCACAGAGUUAUGGCCCUUUGAAAUUUUCUAUAAAAUUCUUGUCCCCCCAACUACUGUGCCCUCAAGACGUUUCCUUUUAUCUGAAUAUUGUGACACAAAAAAACUUUGGGGAGCAUCACCCGUGUCAGACGGUUUCUUGUUUUAGUUUUGUUAUGUUCUUUGUAAACUGCCUGUUAGAUAUUUUUGGUUUGAUAUCCAUUCCUUUCUUACCGGAAGAAUUUAACUACAUUUAAUAUUCUGGCAAGCCUAUGAACGGACGUUUUCAUUGUUUUUUUGCCAACAUAAGUGUAGAGGAAUCAUGCAAAUUUAGUUAUAAUAAGAUGGAUCAAUUUGAAAUUGGCUACAACACAUUAUUAAAUUUAAAUGAUUGCUUUUCAAGGAUUCUCACAGUGAUUAGUUUGUUAAGUUAUAUAAACAUGACUUGGUGAAACAAGUCUUCUUGAAACCCUUAAAAUAACUCUAAUAGGAACAUGGAUAUCAAACUCGUAAGACUUUUCUAAUAUUUGUAACAUUGCAAACUUUUUCAUUCUUUGUAGGUACAGAAUGUGGAUCAUAGUGUAUAGUUCCUAGCAAGUUGUUAUGUGUAAGCAUAGUACCCUCAAACUCUGGACUGACUGGCAGCAUGUCAUCAUUGAUCAAGUUUCACCUUCAUGGUUGAGUCUCGACCAUCAACAGUGGGUUCUCAUCAUAGCAGACAUGAAUUCGCCUUGCCCAUACAAGAGAGCGAUUGUGUGUCAUCUCUGAAGGAUCAGCGCAGUCUAUACGUGGAAGAUUGUGUAUGGAUGUAUCUUAAUGUAACUACAAACCUGUGAAGAUGUUGUGUGUUGCUUUUCUUUCAUGACAUGAUUUACAAUUGGGCUCUUAACAGAUAACGAUAAGUCUAAUGGAGCAUUUAAAUGUUUUUUAAUCCUUAAAUAUGCAUUCUUAUCAUCAUCAUGUAAAAAUUCAUAGUAAAUAUUCGAAAAAAUGUGA